Cinara cedri is the source of this 1970-nucleotide messenger RNA. The record is from the annotation of a GenBank genome assembly. Lineage: Eukaryota; Metazoa; Arthropoda; Insecta; Hemiptera; Aphididae.
AUGUCAAAUGAAAGUAUUGAAGUACCUAGCCAACCAGACAUUGAAUUAGAUAUAAUCGGUAUAUUAGAAACUGCGAUUAAAGCCCGUAACAAAAUUACAUGUAGUAAAGAUAUUUUACUACCUUCUGCAUUGGAUGAAACGGAAUUUAAAGAUAUUUUGUAUAAUAUGGAUAAAAAUAAACCUAUUAUUGCUCAAUCGAGAUUGUCGAAACACGUGCAAGAUAAUAAACAAUCAGUUCGUUCACUGAUAGAUAAUAUUAGCAAGCUGAAACAUAGUUCAGGUAAUAUAUUAGUAAUUUUUUUACUUUGCAAGCUAAGAAAAAGUUUUUACUUUCAGAUUUUGCAUGAAGUGUUUUCUAUUAACAUCUGUGGUUUAUCUAAAUUACAUAGCCGAGUCUCUCUAAAAUUAUUCAGCUCUUCUUUUUUUUUUUUCGGUUUUAAACUACUCAUUCUUAUGUCUGAAAUUGCUAGUUUAAGGUUUAGGAAGUUUAAGAAAAAGUAAAUGUACAUUUCAGUCUCUUUGUUUUUUAAUAUUUGUUUUGCCCUUCCCUACUAGGGGUAAAAAUUAAAAAUGGUCAAUUUAAUUUUAAACAAUUUCAUAAUUAGAAAGAACAGAAAUCAAAUUCACUUAAAAUCUUCUGAGAUAAUUGCUGGUUCAUGAUAUAAAAUCACUCUGUAUUUGAUUUAAGGAAGUUUUUUUUUUAUUUGUAGAACUAAAAAUGAAUUUUGCUAUUAAUGAUGAAAUAUAUGAAGAUGAUGAAUUAAAUCAAGCAAUGUCACAAAUGUGAUAAUAGUCAGAAAAAUUGCUUAAAGAUAUUAUUGAUACUCAAGUUAGGUUUAAUGAAUGUUUGAAUGAUAAUUCAGUGGUAGAUGAUGCAGAAGAUGAUUUAAAAAACUAUAUGAUUUUAAUACAACAAACAUGUGAAUUUAAUAGAGGUGUAGAAUCAUUAUUUAGUUGUGAUAAAAAAUUGCUACAGAAACAUGUCAAAAAAGAUUUGUCAAUUAGUGCUAUGAUGAAUUUAAUAAGUAAGUAACUACUAAUAUUAUUAAUUAAAACUUAAUUUUAAUUUCUACAUUAAUUCUUCUAUUUUCAUGGUUUUCAUCAACAUGCGUACUUGAAUUUCUCUACUCAAUAAUUUGAUCUUUGAAUAUUACUUUAUAUUUUCAUAUUGUAUUUCCAAACAUAAACUUUAAAAAUUCUGUUUUAGUCUCACUUUAAUAUAUUUUUCUCCAAAUUCCACUCUUCAAGUUUGCUUACUUGAUUGACACUUGUGUAGUCUCAUCUACAGAAACUGAGUUGUCUGUAAACAUCAUUCACUAGGAUGCUUUAUCAUGUACUUCUUUUAUAAGUUUCUUUCAAAUGUGGAAUGGAUAUUGAUUCUUUGUGAAUAUUUACUUCCACUGUAAUAAUAAUAUAUUUGCAUUCAACCCAUGAGAGGAUGGUUAGACGGAUCCUAUUUUUAGUUUGGUGAUUACUGAUUAUCUAAUGGUAUUAUUAUACAUAUUUGUUGGAUAUUUCCCAUACCUUUCGUACACAUGUACAAUAACAGUGUUAUGUGGUUUUCACAACAACAAAAGUUAUUUUAGGUCUUUGUGUUGUGGUCUCUGUAUAACUAGAAAUUAAUAUUAUUUGUUAAUUCUUCAAGGUUUCUAAUGAUUUGGCAUAAGGGGCAUUGAAUAUGGUUUGUACAAUUGCAAUGACCAAAUACAAAAUAUCACAAACAUUUAUUAGCUAUUCAAAAAUACAACAAAUCUUCUGCAGAACUGGAGAACUUCACAACUGUGCAAACAGAAAUAAUAGAUCCAUUUACCAGAAAAUUAAUCACUAAACCAGUAACUAAUAAACAAUGCAACCAUGUAUAUGAUGAAGAAUCAAUUGACUUGAUGUUUAAAAAUAAAUUAUUUGUAUGUUGUCCUCAUAUCGAUUUACGAAAAAAGAUCUCUUAUUCAAUGAAAAUAUUUAGCAUUUAA